Messenger RNA from Penaeus vannamei (Pacific white shrimp), 2571 nucleotides. RefSeq names its product tyrosine 3-monooxygenase/tryptophan 5-monooxygenase activation protein zeta (gene 14-3-3zeta). The record is from RefSeq and is a predicted model, not a curated record. Gene Ontology annotation, biological process: signal transduction; intracellular protein localization. Gene Ontology annotation, cellular component: cytoplasm. NCBI's taxonomy places the organism in Eukaryota, Metazoa, Arthropoda, Malacostraca, Decapoda, Penaeidae.
CGUGGGGCGACCAAUGAGAACCCCGUAGCGCGCGAGAGGAGCCCAGUCGCCAAGAGGUGUUGGUCGUGUGAGGGUCACUCUACCCUGGGAUUUACCUUUAUAUUUGUGUAAAUAGCACCUAUUUUAUAAAACAGACACAAUGUCGGACAAGGAAGAACAAGUACAGCGGGCCAAGCUUGCUGAGCAGGCAGAGAGGUACGAUGAUAUGGCAGCAGCCAUGAAACAGGUCACAGAAACUGGUGUCGAGCUGUCAAAUGAGGAACGUAAUCUUUUGUCAGUAGCCUACAAGAAUGUCGUAGGGGCUCGGAGAAGUUCCUGGCGAGUAAUUUCAUCCAUAGAACAGAAGACAGAAGGUUCAGAGCGAAAACAACAAAUGGCAAAGGAAUACAGAGAGAAGGUCGAAACAGAACUUAGGGAAAUCUGCCAGGAUGUAUUGGGUCUCCUCGACAAGUUCCUUAUUCCCAAAGCCUCCAACCCUGAAUCUAAGGUCUUCUACCUGAAGAUGAAGGGAGAUUAUUACAGGUACCUUGCUGAAGUCGCCACCGGUGAUGCGCGAGCGGGCGUAGUGGACGACUCUCAGAAGUCGUACCAGGAGGCUUUCGACAUCGCCAAGGCAGAGAUGCAGCCCACCCACCCCAUCAGGCUGGGUCUGGCGCUCAACUUCUCCGUCUUCUUCUACGAGAUCCUCAACUCGCCUGAUAAGGCUUGUCAGCUAGCGAAACAGGCAUUCGACGACGCUAUUGCGGAGUUGGAUACGCUAAAUGAAGACUCGUACAAGGAUUCUACGCUCAUAAUGCAGCUCUUGCGAGAUAACUUGACACUUUGGACGAGUGACACGCAGGGCGAAGGAGACGAGGCUAAUGAGGGCGACCAAAACUGAUGAACGCAACCCCUUUUAGCAGGCUCCACUCGACCCUCCACACUCCUACCUACCAGUCAUGAUGCCUGAAGGGUCGACCAUUCCUCACAGCUCACUCUUCACACCGCCAGCGUGGCUACAGUAGUCGAGGCUACGGCUGGGCGCUCCUCAGUGACGCUACGCUCACCACCUCGAUACUCCCGGCCGCCUCACCACCGCAUCAACGGUCGUCCCUCGGCCUCUCUGCUGCCUCAAAUGAACAUCACCUCGAGGAAGUCAAAUCUCGAGUAGACAUCAAUUCUUUCCCAGUGCAUUUGUGACUCACCAUUGAGGAGCAGUCCCGGCUGUUAGGUUAACAAUCGUGCACAGGCUACCCGGCGAGUGUGAUUGUCGCAGCUCUUUGCCACCAUCUCGAAAGAGACUGUGAAGUGAAUAUGACAGUGGGAUCUUCUCUCUGGAACAACGUUGAGAGACAAUUUUGAUAGUGUGAAAUCAACGCUUGGGUCGGCUGGUCGUUUCUAAUGGGGCGGCCAGCCAGACUGCAUUACUUAUUACUGCUAAAUGAACCACUUAGCAUUUUGUACUUCCCAUGGGGUCGGGCUCCCUCGGUCCGCCUCUUUGUAUGUAACGUUGACCGACAGUCAAGAGGACAAACCAACAAGUAUGAAGAGAUUGUUACUGUAUUAACCGGUGGAUCAUGUGGUUGUAGCAAGAAAGAUUAUCUCCUUGAUUUGGAUAAAAUUUGACCACAGAGCUAAAUCGAUAAAGAAAUUUUUUUGAAGAUAAAUAAGAUAUUCGCCUUUAAUGUUACAGCCCAUGAACACACUGUACGUUUAAGAUUAAUACUGUAUUACUUAUUGGUUUAUUAGAUGUGACCCCUUCAAAAUUAAGCUGAUUUUCUGUUAUGUCGUGGCCAGUUGGUGUCUACAAGAUCAAUAAUAAUGCGGUAGAUAUUGACUUUGUUGGAUGUAAGCAUGGAGUAAUGAUGGAAAAUGAUUACUUUAUUUUCAUUUUUUUUCACGUCGCUUUUGAGAAUGAUCGGCGGUCAGGUGAGUCAGAACAGGCAUGGGAAGCAAUAUUGAUUAGAAUAACUUUCACCACAAGGGCGGGAUUCAAUUGGCUACUCAUUUUACCAUCUUCAAAUAGACCCCAUUGGCCAAAAAAAUAUCCGAAAUUGGACUACCAUCACCAACAGGGGAGAGCAUGAUAAAAAGGUAAUAGCGGUAACACUCACGCUCAUCCCACCUCUCCUGACGCCGAGAGUUCUCAUUUGCUUUAUUUGAAGACCAGUGAACUGAGGAGCUUUGUUUUCUCUGGGUUUGUACUUAUAAUCACGAUGAUUUGUAAUAGGCAGAGCACCCAGCGAGGGAGGGAGAAGUACUAUCAGUGCAUCUCUCUAUUGCCUAGCCAACGGUAUUCAGUAAAAUAAAAUAUAAAAAAACAAUGAAUGGUAUUAGAUAUUUCUCAUUCAUUUUGUCAUCAGCAUUAAUGGUAACCAAACACCUCCCCCGUAACAAUUAAUAUUGGUCAAAUCUAAAACAAUAAUAGUCACAACCAUCUGUGCUUGAAAUUGACUGCCAAAUGUGAAAUGUAUUAAGAAAGCGUAAAAUGUUUUGGUGGUAGUUUAGGUCGUCAAAAUUUAACUUUAAAAAAUUCUCGCCCCUUUGUCAAAAUUGCUUUCCUAAAUCAACGUAAUAAACGUUUCAUAUAUA